CGGGGCUUGGUGGGGCAGGCAACAUGGAGAGGUGGGCGAUUCAACUUGCAGUGCUUCAACACUGGCACCGUCUGUGUACACUGAUCUUGUUGAAGCAAAAUUACUACAUCACGACCGUCCAACUGCUACUUCCCAAGCUCCUUUUUCACUCUUGUCAGGGAUAAAGCCCGUGUGCUCGCACAAUGGAUAUUGAAGAUGACGCCCCGCCGGAACUUGUCGAUAUUCAGGCUGACAGAGGGACGGAUUCAUUAACGCAAGAAGUCGCUGUGAAAGUGCCAAUCACGAUAGUCACAGGCUACCUCGGUGCUGGCAAAACGACGUUGCUCAACUACAUCCUCACAGCUCGACAUGGCAAGAAAAUUGCGGUGAUCAUGAACGAAUUCGGGGAUUCACUGGACAUUGAGAAGUCCCUGACCGUCAACAAGGGAGGUGAAGAAGUCGAGGAAUGGCUCGAGGUCGGGAAUGGCUGCAUAUGCUGUUCCGUCAAGGACACUGGUGUGAAUGCGAUAGAAUCUCUGAUGGAGAAGAAGGGGGCUUUCGACUACAUCCUCCUCGAGACUACAGGGCUGGCUGAUCCUGGAAAUCUGGCACCGCUCUUCUGGGUCGAUGACGGGCUAGGCAGCACCAUCUACCUUGAUGGAAUUGUUACUCUUGUGGACGCGAAAAACAUCUUGCGCAGUCUCGAGGACCCAAAGGGCAAGCUGGAGGACGAGGAUCACGACGAGCAUGGCCCACUGUUGACGACUGCCCACGUUCAGAUCUCACAUGCCGACGUUGUGGUGCUGAACAAGACGGAUCUGGUGACCAAAGAGGAGCUAGACCAUGUCAAGGCAAGGAUUCAGUCCAUCAAUGGGCUUGCCAAGAUCCACGUCACAGAGAGGAGCGAGGUGCCGAAGCUGGAGGGGUUUUUACUAGACCUUCAUGCGUAUGACCAAUUCGACGAGGCCCAGGUUGCGCCAAAAGGUCAUAGCCACCUGGAUCCUGCCAUCUCCACAAUCUCGUUCUCCGUUGGCACAUUAAAGGCGAGUCAGUUGGAUACUGUCGAUCGCUGGCUGAGAUCAAUAUUGUGGGAGUCUCAACUGCCCGGGAAGGGGAAUGACACCAGUUUCGAGAUACACCGAUCGAAAGGACGCCUGAUCUUUGACAAUGGCGAGGUCAAAAUGUUACAGGGUGUACAGGAGAUCUUUGAGCUGAUAGACGCCCCUAACGGUGCUGAAGAAGCCUCGCGGCAGGGCAAGAUCAUUUUGAUAGGUAAGCAUGUGGCGGACGUGGACUUUGAGAGCAGCUUUAAACAGUUCCUCGGAUGAACUGAUGAGGGAGACAAGAAUCAACACAUUCCUGUAUCAAGCUGCCCUGAAGUCAAGUGAGAUGAAGAC
Emericellopsis atlantica is the source of this 1376-nucleotide messenger RNA. RefSeq names its product CobW/HypB/UreG, nucleotide-binding domain-containing protein. The record is from RefSeq and is a predicted model, not a curated record. Gene Ontology annotation, cellular component: cytoplasm. NCBI's taxonomy places the organism in Eukaryota, Fungi, Ascomycota, Sordariomycetes, Hypocreales, Bionectriaceae. The coding region runs from base 183 to 1307 and encodes 374 amino acids. The transcript is spliced from 6 exons.